This is a messenger RNA of Psylliodes chrysocephalus, 759 nucleotides long. The record is from the annotation of a GenBank genome assembly. Lineage: Eukaryota; Metazoa; Arthropoda; Insecta; Coleoptera; Chrysomelidae.
AUGUCGGGAUAUAGAUAUAACCAAUCUGCAAAUCCAUUUGAAGAGGACGACGUAGAUGAUGAAACGUUUUUAAAAAAUUCUAGACGAACUCCGACAUACAAUAAUGCACCACCCACUUUCGAGGACCAAAUGCAGUCCUUUGCCGAGAAGAAAAGGAUAAUAGAAGAACGUACAAUUAACAGCACUGAAAAAAGCAUAAGUAUUUUAAAAGACUCUGAGCAAAUUGGCAUAGCAACUGCUGAAGAACUCAUGAGACAAAGAGAGAAAUUGGAGAAAACUGAUAAGCAAUUAGAUGAAAUCAACUCUACUCUUAGGUUUUCUCAGAAACACAUUAACGGUAUUAAAUCCGUUUUUAGCAGUCUCAAAAAUUACAUGGCUGGUAGAAGUGAUUCACCUAAUUCUACAACUUCCAGUUCCACUCCUAGCACUGUUAAACAAUCUACAUCUAACCAAAAUUUGGAAGAAAAACUGUCUACCUACAACAGAUAUGAAAACCACCCAGCAACUAGACUUCGUGGCAAUGAUUAUGAUAGUUAUGAUCAAGUUUCUUCAGGAAGUAAAGAUUUUAGUGCCAAAUUAGAUGCAAAUUUGCAAGAAAUGUGUUCUAAUAUAACUCUCCUUAAAGAACUUGCAUCUGAAUUAGGAACAGAAAUUGAUACUCAAAAUGAUCUAAUAGGUAACAUCACAGAUAAAGCUGAACUAGCUGAUAUUACAAUUACCAAACAAAACAAAGACAUGGCACGAAUUUUGAAAAAGUAA